This is a messenger RNA of Nanorana parkeri, 368 nucleotides long. RefSeq names its product small integral membrane protein 20 (gene SMIM20). Gene Ontology annotation, cellular component: mitochondrial inner membrane. Lineage: Eukaryota; Metazoa; Chordata; Amphibia; Anura; Dicroglossidae. The record is from RefSeq and is a predicted model, not a curated record. Gene Ontology annotation, biological process: mitochondrial respiratory chain complex IV assembly. The coding region runs from base 32 to 232 and encodes 66 amino acids. The transcript is spliced from 3 exons.
UGCAGUGUUGUCCUUGCCAGGUGCUGUAGUCAUGGCCGGGAAUAGGGGAGUUCUUAUAUUUGGGGGGUUUAUUGCAGCAAUAGCCGCAGCACUGUACCCCAUCUUCUAUCACCCCGUGACACACAUAGAUGAAUACAAGAAAGAACAAGCAGUCAAUAGAGCUGGAGUUGUACAGGAGAGUGUGCAGCCUGCAGGGCUGAAGGUAUGGUCGGACCCGUUCUCCAGGAAGUGACGGAAGCUGCACAAUAAUGUAAUGGCCUAUGAAGCUUUCCGUUAUGACAGACACAUGAUCACUAUGGAUUCUGUACAGAUCUAAUAAAUACUGCUUUUUGCUAUUUUUGAUGGAAUUAGUAAUGUAAAUAUGUUUA